AUGACAAAACCUCAAAUAUGUGCUUGUGGAAAAAAUAAAAGUGAUAUGAACACCACUAAUUGGAUUCGACAUACAUCUUCCUGUAAAAUUAGGAAAUCUAGAGAUGAAUCUAGGUCGAUUGAAUGUUUUUUCGGUAAUCCUAAAAAGCCUAAGCUGGAAUUAGGUGAUUCUAUUUCAUUGGAAGUAGAAGAAAACUUAUACAGUAGUAAUUCUACUACUAUUACUUGUGAGUCUGUUACUACUAAAACCUCGACUACAACUGCAACUGCCAAGUCUGUUACUACUACAACUGCCGAGUCUGUUUCUACUUCCUCUACUGACAAUGUAUUUGAAGUAAUGAAGACUGAUAAAUAUUCAGAUUCAAAUGAAAAUAUGAUUAAUUGUAUGAUUAAUGAUGGAAAUAAAGUUGAUCCUAUACUUCUGGAAUCGACUAACACAUAUGAAUCAGAACAAUCUCCUAACAAAUUUCGCAAUGAUCCUGCAUUAUAUUUGAACAAGACAAUAUCGCAUUGUUUGAAAAACAAUCUACUUGAAAUGGGUCCUUGCCAACCUACUGCAUCAGAAUUGGUAAACGCUGUUUUUCCAAAAGACACCUCUAGUCCUUCACGUUCAUUUUCUUCAACAUAUUAUUUUAAAUUAGUGAAUGGAAAAACUGUACAUCGUAAUUGGUUAGCAUAUUCUCCUUCAACUGACAGAAUUUACUGUUGGACAUGUAGGCUUUUUGGGACACCCGGUGCACAAAAAAACGGAUUAGUCAGUUCGGGCUGUAAUGCUUGGGGCCACCUUAGUGGUGUAUAUGGACGACUGCAUAAACAUGAGUCAUGUAAAGACCACUUAGAAUCUGAACUCAGUCGUGCCAUGUAUAUGAGAAAUAAUCGAAUUGAUAUUCUGACAGUUAAAUCAUCAAAUUCCCGUGUAGCUACAAAUAGAGAAGUAGUUAAAGUACUAAUGGACAUUGUUUUAUGUUUGGCAAAGCAUAAUGAUGCAUACAGAGGUCAUUUAGAAACAAAUAAAGAUCUUAUUCAAGGGAAAUUUCGUGAUUGGGUUACAGUAUUUGCUAAAUACCAUCCAAUAUUGGCAUCACAUUUAGACCGGAUCAAUUCUAAUUCUAAACGGUCAUCACUCACAUUUUUAUCAAAAACUUCACAAAAUGCUAUGAUUGAAAGCGUUGCAGAAACUAUUAGAGAUAAAAUUUUAGAUGAAAUUAAAACAGCUGAUGAAACUGCAGAUUCAACAGGUAAUGGAAUGUUUGCUUUAUUUUGUAAAAUUUGUGAUCGUUAUUCAUUGAACUGGAAAGAACAAUUAAUUGGUCAAGCAUUUGAUGGAGCAUCAAAUAUGCAAGGUGCUAUUAAAGGAUUGCGAACCAUUAUCCAAAAAGACAACCCAAAUGCUUUACAUGUUUGGUGUUUUGCACAUUGCCUUAAUCUUGUUGUCUGUGAUUCUUGCCAAGCUAAUAUUCAAGUAAGAGAUUUUUUCAGUAUUAUAGGUAGUUUAGUUACUUUUAUUGGAGCAAGAAAAAGAACUGCUACUUACGUUGAUUUACAGAAAAAAUAUUAUCCGAACGAACGUUCACGCCGACUUAAACACUUUUCUAAUACUCGAUGGACUUAUCAUGAUCGGUCAAUAGAUGUAAUUUUUAGAACUUAUAGAGCUGUAAUUGAAACAUUAAAAAGUAUAAGAACUGACGAAACUGAUAAAAAAAACGCGUGA
This is a messenger RNA of Metopolophium dirhodum (rose-grain aphid), 1710 nucleotides long. RefSeq names its product zinc finger MYM-type protein 1-like. The record is from RefSeq and is a predicted model, not a curated record. Bases 1 to 1710 code for a protein of 569 amino acids. The transcript has 4 exons. NCBI's taxonomy places the organism in Eukaryota, Metazoa, Arthropoda, Insecta, Hemiptera, Aphididae.